GUUCUAAACUGGUGAAGUUGUGAUUCCAUGCUUGCUUUUUCUGAUUCAGUUUGUAAUGGAUGCACUGUGGACAAUGAAGCCGAUUGGAAGUCUCAAGUCGGUGUUCCAGGCUAAGAACGGAACUCCUCGACAGUCAGGGCUGUGCAGCAGUGCCAGGGGAUCUCUCACCAUCGAGAAGUCGGUCUUUAACAAUCCACAACAUUCACUGGAGGGACUCGAUCAAUUCUCUCACAUCUGGCUGAUAUUUGUGUUCCACAAGAACAACAAUGUGCACAGUAAGGCCAAGGUGAGACCACCCAGAUUGGACGGGCGUCGUACAGGCGUGUUCUCAACCAGGUCGCCCUACAGACCCAACGCCGUCGGAUUAACUCUGGCCAAGCUCGAUGCUGUCGAAGGUGCUACACUCCAUCUAUCUGGAAUAGAUAUGAUAGACGGGACUCCUGUUCUAGAUAUCAAACCUUUCAUCCCAUAUUGUGACAUGCCCACAUCUUCUGAUGUGUCUGCUGCAGUGACACAUUCUGAUGAAAGGUCAUCACAACCAAAUACAUCGAACCAAUCCACACAGUCUUCAUUGUCAGAAGAUGAAAGACAGAGUCUUCUUAACCAAUUGACACCUGCAACAAAUGGAUCAGCUUUGAUGGACUCAUCAUUAUUAAAUACCAGUAUCCCAUCUAUGACUUGCCAGUCUCUCGCACAGCAAACCAUGAUAGACUCUCGUCAAUGUAAUGAUUCUACCGUUUCAGUGGAUACACCAGCAGCGUUAUUACAAGAUUCUGUUGACAAUUUUACGCUGAAUCAAGGUGCAGUGGGUUUUGAAAAAGAACUGCAGUUGUCGACAGCUGUCACAAACAAAUAUUAUGAUGAUCGCAGUGAUGGUGACAAGGUUUUGGCCUCGCAGACAGUUGUGCAAGAUGAUGAUGAUGUUUCAAGGACAUGUUUUCCACCCUUAGUCACGACGUGUGGCUCUGAUGUUGUCUCCAACAUGAACAAGGACAUUGUGGGUGACGAGACAAUGUGUGCGUUAAAAGAAAGAAAGAAUGGCAGUAAUCUUGACUCUGGUUUAACCAAUGGAAGGAAUAUUUAUAAAAAUGAUUCAGAUUUUCAGACAAGGUUCAAAAUGGACAAAUUCAGUAGGACUCCAGAAUUAUCUCCAGAUUCACAAGGUAUAACGACAGCAAAUUGGGUAAAUGAUCCUUUGGUGGCCAAGCUUAAUGUACGUCUUACAAAUUUCGCCCGGGAGCAGUUAGGACAUUUUAGUUGCACAGCAAGUGACGAGCGAUACAAACUGUUUCACUUGCAGCACACGGACGAGCUGUUGUCGGCGAUUGAGGCGGUGUUACGCGAGGACCCACGCUCGGUGUACCGGAGGAAACAGUGUCCGGACUCGCUUUACUUCUUCACAGUGGAUGCCGCUCACGUCACCUGCUGGUUUGAUGCAGACACGGCACAAGUUGUGAGAGUCAAACCUAGAGUGCUAGUACCACACUGUUCAUAGUCGUUACUAAAGUCCAAACCAAAUAUGAUAAAGUACUCUCCUAGUCAAACCUAGAGUGCUGUAUCACACUGUUCAUAGCCGUUACUGGGGACCACAGGUGUAAGGAGACAAUUUUUUUUUUUUAAAUAAACGCCACAAACAUUUAA
Molecule: messenger RNA, 1641 nt
Organism: Gigantopelta aegis
Lineage: Eukaryota; Metazoa; Mollusca; Gastropoda; Neomphalida; Peltospiridae
Product: tRNA (adenine(37)-N6)-methyltransferase-like
Exons: 4
Coding region: 56-1495 (479 amino acids)
Source: RefSeq, a predicted model, not a curated record